AUGGCCACACCAACGACUAUCAAAAUUUUAGGUCGCGAUAGCAUAGUUGCUGACUUUGGCAUUUGGAAACGCCAUGUUGCACGCGAUUUGCUUACCGACUGCCCCUCCUCUACCUAUAUCCUUAUCUCCGACACCACUCUGACCCCGUUGUAUGUCCCCGACUUCCAGCAGGCAUUCGAUGCCGCAGCGUCGAAUAUUACGCCAAAACCCCGCUUGCUUACCUAUGCCAUCCCGCCUGGAGAGCCUUCGAAGUCUCGUCAGACAAAAGCUGAAAUUGAAGACUGGAUGCUGUGCUGCAAGCCACCAUGCGGUCGCGACACAGUUAUCAUCGCUCUUGGUGGAGGAGUCAUAGGAGAUUUAAUUGGAUACGUUGCGGCCACUUACAUGCGUGGUGUUCGCUUUGUACAAGUGCCCACGACGUUGCUAGCUAUGGUUGACUCCUCUAUUGGCGGCAAGACUGCUAUUGAUACCCCAAAUGGAAAGAAUUUGAUAGGUGCUAUCUGGCAACCCCACAAAAUCUACUUGGAUAUGGAAUUUCUUAAUACCCUACCUGAGAGGGAGUUUAUCAACGGCAUGGCUGAAGUAAUCAAGACUGCCGCCAUAUCCAGUGAACAAGAAUUUUCUGCCCUUGAAAAGAAUGCAGCUUGCAUUCUUUCGGCUGUCAAAUCAGAGAACACUUCUGAUCGCCCACGGUUUGGCGGUAUUCAGGAGAUUCUGAAAGCUACAAUUUUGGCUUCUGCAAGAUUCAAGGCUGACGUCGUGUCAAAAGACGAAAGGGAAGGCGGAUUGCGAAACUUACUCAACUUUGGCCAUUCGAUUGGCCACGCUAUUGAAGGUAUCCUCGCGCCACAGAUUCUUCAUGGAGAAUGUGUGGCUGUGGGCAUGGUCAAAGAAGUAGAGCUCGCCCGGCAUCUUGGCCUAUUAAAAAACGUUGCAGUGGCGCGUCUUACAAAAUGUUUGGCAAAUUACGGACUUCCAACAUCGUUGAAGGAUUCGCGAAUCAGAAAGCUCAGUGCUGGGAAACACUGCAGUGUCGAGGAACUUCUUGCAUUCAUGGCCGUGGAUAAGAAGAAUGCUGGUCCGAUUAAAAAAGUAGUUCUUUUAUCCAGCAUCGGCCGCACUCAUGAGCAAAAAGCAAGCGAAGUGUCGAACGAAGAUAUUAGAAUUGCACUUGCGCCUAGCAUAGAAGUCUUCCCUGGUAUCCCAAGCUCCCUAAAUGUCACUUGCACCCCACCAGGAUCAAAAAGCAUUUCUAACCGGGCACUUAUUCUUGCUGCUCUUGGCUCAGGAACAUGUCGCAUUAAGAACUUACUACAUUCAGACGACACGGAGGUUAUGCUGAACGCGCUCGAACGCCUCGGCGCUGCAACCUUUGCUUGGGAGGAGGAAGGUGAAGUGCUUGUCGUUCAUGGGAAAGGAGGCAAGCUGCAAGCAAGUCCAAAAGAUCUUUAUCUAGGGAAUGCCGGUACGGCAUCCAGGUUCCUCACCACUGUCGCAACUCUUGCACAGAAUAACAGUAUUGACUCUACUGUUCUUACUGGAAAUUCCCGAAUGAAGCAAAGGCCAAUUGGACCCCUUGUUGAUUCACUUAGGCAAAAUGGUGCUGGCAUUGAGUACAUGGAAACUGAAGGCUGCCUCCCACUGAAAAUAGAUGCAUCUGGAGGGAUCGCUGGAGGACAAAUCAGCCUAGCAGCUAAAAUAUCCUCUCAAUAUGUCUCCUCCCUGUUGAUGUGUGCACCCUAUGCAAAAGAGCCAAUGACUCUGAAGUUAGUGGGUGGAAAGCCAAUAUCACAGCCAUACAUUGAUAUGACAACUGCUAUGAUGCGAUCGUUUGGUAUCGACGUAAAAAGGUCGACUACAGAAGAACAUACCUACCAUAUCCCUCAGGGCAAGUAUAUCAAUCCAGCAGAAUACACAAUCGAAAGCGAUGCUAGUUCCGCAACCUACCCUUUGGCAACUGCCGCUAUCACAGGUACUACUUGCACAAUUCCAAACAUCGGAUCGAAAUCCUUACAAGGAGAUGCGCGGUUUGCAGUGGAUAUACUCCUACCCAUGGGAUGUGAGGUUAAGCAAUCCGACUAUUCGACUACCGUUACCGGGCCAAAAGGUGGUAUCUUGAAACCACUGCAUAAUGUAGAUAUGGAACCAAUGACAGAUGCUUUCUUAACUGCAUCUGUUCUUGCUGCUGUAGCUACAGGCGGUUCGAAUCGCACAACCAGAAUUUUUGGCAUUGCAAACCAACGCGUCAAAGAAUGCAACCGAAUUAGAGCGAUGAAAGAUGAACUAGCCAAAUUUGGGGUGACCUGCCGAGAACAUGAUGACGGCCUUGAGAUUGAUGGGGUUGAUCGCUCUACUUUGUCACAGCCUCCACAUGGCGUACAUUGUUACGAUGACCAUCGCGUAGCAAUGAGCUUUAGUGUUCUUUCGCUAGUAGCACCUCAGCCUACAAUCUUGCUCGAGAAAGAAUGCGUAGGAAAAACUUGGCCUGGAUGGUGGGAUACUUUGGCUGGUACGUUCAAAACGAAGCUAGAGGGUAUCGAGCUUCGAAAGCCUGAAUCCAGAAAAGAUGCAGUGCCUGCAGCAUCUAUUUUUGUUAUUGGCAUGCGAGGAGCUGGCAAAACUACAAGUGGCCUCCGGGCUUCUCGAGUUUUAAAAAGGACGUUCAUGGAUCUUGAUGCAGAACUUGAGAGCACGGAAGGCAAGGAAAUUCCGGAUAUCAUUAAAGAGCGAGGCUGGGAUGGAUUUCGGGAGGCUGAACUUGCUCUUCUACGGCGUGUGAUGCAUGAUAAACCGACGGGAUACGUCUUUGCUUGCGGUGGCGGAAUUGUUGAAACAGAAGCAGCCCGAGAGCUUCUGGUCCAGUACCAUAAAAAUAAGGGAUGCGUUGUUUUGGUGAUGCGCAACAUUCAAGAGGUCAUGAAUUAUCUUGAAAUAGAUCAGACACGGCCAGCUUACGCUGAAGAUAUGAUGGGAGUGUGGCUUCGUCGAAAACCCUGGUACCAACAAUGUAGCAACUAUCAAUAUCACAGCCAGCAUGCUGGGCCAGAUAGGGUUGGCUUCGCUCGAGAUGGCUUUUCGCGCUUCUUAAAGCUCGUGACUGGAGAGAUCGACCACCUGGCCCUCAUGAAGCACAGGAAACAAUCGUUUUUUGUUUCAUUAACGAUGCCUGAUUUGCGACCUUCGGCGGAUAUAUUAUGCGAUGUUAGUCUUGGAUCGGACGCUGUCGAGUUGCGAGUGGACUUGCUUGUGGAUCCAUCAAGUAGUAAUGAGAUCCCAUCUGUGGACUUCGUUGCCGAGCAAAUAUCUAUCCUCCGAGGUCGCGUAGCUGUACCUAUUGUGUUUACAAUCAGGACCAAGAGUCAAGGCGGGCGCUUCCCAGAUGAUGCAUACGACGUCGCUCUAGAGUUAUAUCGCCUUGCUGUGCGAAUGGGUUCUGAGUUUAUCGAUCUUGAGAUUACACUUCCAGAGCAUAUUCUUCAAUCCGUAACGGAGAUUAAAGGAUUUUCCAAGAUUAUUGCAUCUCACCAUGACGUUGGCUGUAACCUAUCUUGGGCAAAUGGCUCUUGGAUUCGCUUCUACAACAAAGCCUUACAAUAUGGAGAUAUAAUCAAGCUGGUUGGAAUUGCUAAAACACUUGACGAUAAUAUGGCACUUAGGCAGUUCAAGACAUGGGCCCAGGCGUCACACGAUAUCCCUGUCAUCGCAAUCAAUAUGGGCGACAAGGGUCGCCUCAGUCGUAUCUUAAAUGGCUUUAUGACCCCUGUAUCUCAUCCGAAACUCCCAUUCAAGGCUGCACCUGGUCAACUCUCCGCCAAAGAAAUAAGAGAGGGGUUGUCUUUGAUGGGUGAAAUCGAGUCAAAACAGUUUGCUGUUUUCGGGUCACCGGUCUCUGCGUCCAGGUCCCCCGCAAUGCACAAUGCGUUAUUCUCGGGGGUUGGUCUACCUCAUGUCUAUGGGCGCCUAGAAACUGAAAAUGUGAACGCUGUCAAAGACUUCAUUUACGCACCUGAUUUUGGAGGUGCUUCAGUCACGAUACCUCUCAAGCUUGAUAUCAUGCCUUUACUUGAUGGGAUUGCACCCGAAGCUCGAAUCAUUGGGGCGGUCAAUACGAUCGUUCCUAUUCCACGAGAGCCAGGUGAUGAAAAUGAACAAGCAAGACUUGUCGGCUACAACACUGAUUGGCAGGGUAUGGUCCGGUGCCUUCUUGAUGCCGGAGCUAUCUCUCCUUCGGGUACAGAUUUCCCCGCCUCCGGUGUUGUAAUCGGCAGCGGUGGUACUGCUCGUGCAGCUAUACAUGCUCUUUACAGCAUGGGAUAUUCACCACUUUAUUUUAUCGGUCGCUCAGAGUCCAAGCUCGCCGACAUAGCAUCAUCCUUCCCGCCGGAGUACAACAUCCAAACUAUUAAUGAUAUAAAAAAGGUAAAACUACUUCCGAGCGUGGCAAUCGGCACGAUCCCAGGAGACCGCCCGAUUGAUUCUGGCAUGAGAGAACUUUUGUGCGAGCUUUUCGAUGCUGUUUCCUCUGUUGACGAGGAAACCUUGGCAAAGGGGGAGACACCGAUUCAGAGAACACUAUUGGAAAUGGCCUAUAAGCCUUCUAUGACACCACUGAGACAACUAGCUAACGACAGGUGUUGGGUUACCAUUCCCGGUCUGGAAGCGUUAGUUGCUCAGGGUGUUUAUCAAUUCGAACUUUGGACCGGGAUAACGCCCGUUUAUGGAGACGCUAGAGCCGCAGUAAUGGGCUCAGCAGCGUUAGACAAGAGUAGCUUGUAG
Molecule: messenger RNA, 4776 nt
Organism: Ophidiomyces ophidiicola
Lineage: Eukaryota; Fungi; Ascomycota; Eurotiomycetes; Onygenales; Onygenaceae
Gene: ARO1
Product: 3-dehydroquinate dehydratase (3-dehydroquinase)
Exons: 4
Coding region: 1-4776 (1591 amino acids)
Biological process (GO): chorismate biosynthetic process; aromatic amino acid biosynthetic process
Cellular component (GO): cytoplasm
Molecular function (GO): shikimate kinase activity; 3-dehydroquinate synthase activity; shikimate 3-dehydrogenase (NADP+) activity
Source: RefSeq, a predicted model, not a curated record